Molecule: messenger RNA, 684 nt
Organism: Rhizopus microsporus ATCC 52813
Lineage: Eukaryota; Fungi; Mucoromycota; Mucoromycetes; Mucorales; Rhizopodaceae
Exons: 2
Coding region: 1-684 (227 amino acids)
Source: RefSeq, a predicted model, not a curated record
AUGUUUGUUGGUAGUCGUGGUUUAGGUGUAGGUUCACGAAUCAAAGGAUACAUGCGAUACGGUAGUUAUUGGAAGCCUUUGAGACACAGUCUGUAUACCUACGUAUGUAUAACGAACGAACACAAUAUCUCCCAAACAUGCAGCUAUUGCUUUCAAAAACUGUCUCAUCCAGUGAAAACGGUUUAUAAAAAUGGUGCAAGACGAUUACGAACAAUCAGUGACGCAUUUGUUUGUGACAACCCAAGUUGUGUCUCUGUUCAAGCAAAAAAGUCUGUAAAAGGAAGAGAUAUCUUAUCUGCAAUGGCAACUGGUCUUUCCGGUUUAGCAACGCUCCUUUUUGAUACAACCUUUCCUCAAUUUGACCCAAAAGUCAGUCAAUCCAACACUGAUAAAUUUAAAACGAAUGCUGCUUCUUUCUUUACUGCAAACGAAGAUUGGCCUGCUGUCGAUGAUAAGAAGCCAGUAGCAAAGUACGUUGAUGUGAAUGAGGAUAAUACUCAAGAUAAUAUCACACCUGCAGCCAAAGGUACAGCAAGUGUGCACAUUAUCAAAUCUAUUAAUAGUCUGCUCAAAGUCAUGGAUCUUAACAAAAACCUAAAGGGCAGUUAUUUAAUGAUGGAUAAUUGUAUCAUCCAGGCAAGAUUGAAAAUCGCAGUUUUAGGAUAUCGACUUAGUGUCACUUAA